CAAAGCGCAACGUCUAGCGGACAACAUAUAUCGUACCGUAUCGUAUCCGAAUCGGCCGGACUUUGUCAUUGUCUGCGUGCGUCUGAGUGUGUAACCCCCCAAAAGAUCCACCGAAAACGAGUUUUGUGCCAAAGAGCAGAGCGGAGCAGCCAUAUUCCAUAUCGAAUAACCGACCAAUAAGUGUUACUUGUUACUUGGCACAUCCAACUAGCACCGUUGCAGUGGCCUAUAUUCAAAAUAGAUCAGAGAUCGGCGGCGCAGCUGCAGCAGGAGAGGAUCCGAUCGGAGUGAGAGGAGAUGCUGUGUCUGUGCCUGUGCCAUGUGAGAACUUAGUCCGCGGCAAAGAGCAAAACUAGUUUCCCAUUUGCGCGCCUAUGCUAAGUAAUAAUAAUAAAUAAGCCAAGUCGUUGUUCGUUGUUCGCCGUUCGAGAAGUGACCUAAAAAUACUGGUUUUGCGUGAGAACGUGCAGCUUCAGCUCAUCUCUACCAAUGGCCACAGCCGGAGCCACAGCGGCCGUGGUGGUAAAGCGGCCCGGACCGCCAGUACCGCCCAGGCCCAAGGCAGCUAGUAAUCCCUCGGCCACACCGCCCAUCAUCCAGAAGAAGCCCACCUUUGUCAGCCAACUGAGUGCGGUGGGUCGCACUCUGGUCUACAAGUCACCGACGGUUAAUCUGCCCAAGAAACAGGCCCAAACCCAGACGCCAACCACAGCGGUGCCGGCACCAACCCCCCCAGUGAAGCCACUGAAGCUUCGCAAGGCGCCCGAUGUUCCAACGGCCAAGCCCCGCGAAAGUGUCACCACAUCGGUGGUGACGGUGAAUCGCCACAAUUCGAUCAGCGUGAUCGGGGGCUCCCCGCAGACCACUCCCCGCAAGGAGACCCGCCUGAGCCUCGGCAAGGUGGACUUUGAACGGGCAGGCCUACAGCCAGCAACUCAACCUCUUCCCAGGCCCCGGAAAAUUGUCCAGUUACCCGUGGCCACCAUGGAUGUGGAGGAUAUACCAAAGGUAACCUCCACUCCAUCCACUGGUCUGUUCAGAAGAUCAAAAACCACGCUGGACAGCUACCAAAAGGAUACAUCUGCAGCAGCCUCGCCAAACGGAGGAGGAUUCCUGGGAGGCCGGACUGUGGAGAUUAAAAACAAUCUAAAGAACGCCGCCGAGCGUCUCUUCUCCGAAAUCAUCAUCAAUCAGGGCCAGAAACAGGCGGCCGCCGAUACCACGAUCAUCACCAAACACGAGGCCCUGAAACAGGAGUCCGAUGUCCUGACCAUCCAGUCUACAGGGAACUGCAUGCGAAUCAACAUCAACUCCGGAUCGGAAUAUGGUGACCCCAAGCCGAGCUACACCAGCACCAUGAAGAGCUCGAUCAGUGUGGGAAACACCCCGGAAAAGAAGCAAGCCUUCCAUGAAAUGCUCAUCUCUGAGCUGGCCGCCAUGCGGAAUAAGUCCUGUUCGCUGGAGCAGCUGCCCACCAAGUCCAUGUCACCACCAACCACGUCGACACCCAAGAAGAUAGCAUCGCGUAUUCGCUACAACUCCAUUGACGAUGCCGAUACCGAGGAUGUGGAUGCGGAUAAUGUGGAAGAUGCCGACGGAGAUGUGGAUGAGGAGGACACUUUGACCUACUCGGUCAACAAAUCUCUGAAAGAGAACAUAGGAAAGGAGGGCUCCUCCUCGAGGAAGCGAUGUCCCUCGGGCUGCUCCACAGACUCUUCCCCGUACGGCACCGAGAGAUCCCAACGCAUCCGAACAUCGGAUUGGAUCGAGGUGGGUGACAAUGGCACUGCGGUGACUUUGACCAGCUGUCACAUUUCUCUGGAGGAUUCGGGCAUGGAGGACGAGGAGCGACUGGACGACAUGUCCUCGGGCGUUGGCGAUAGUUGGGACAGUGUUAAGGAGGCGGAGACCGAGAAGCGUUCGCGCAGUGCAAAACGUGGAACCUUGGCCUGCGAGCUGCCACCCCUGCCCAAGUCUCUGAUUGGCUUCAAUAAACUACUGUGCUCCGAUUCCGGCCUGCUCAGCGAUGUGGAGGGAAGCAAUAACAAUAACAGCGAGAUCAGCCAAAAAGAAAGCGAUUAUCAGGCGGAUAACGUUCAGGACAGCAACGAGAAUACCAUCGGCGGUGGUAGUGGUGGUGGGUCGGUGCCCGGUGCCUCUCCGAACGGAAAUAGAGCAAUUCCAUCAAGAGAAACGGAUCCCAAAUCCCCCAGCUUAUCCACCAAAGGAAACCCCCAGGCGGCCAUCGAGGCGGGCAGCACUCUGGACGCACAAAUCGCGACGCUGCGGAAGGAAAUGAACGGUCUGCGUCAAUUAGAUCUCUCGUUGUUGUCACAACUCUGGGUGCUUAACGAAUCGAUCCAGGAGUUCCGUGCCCUGAUCGAGGAACAGGAAAAUGAAGACGAGGACGACGAGUUGGAUAACAACCCCAAUGACAUUGACGAAGAGGGCAAUAUUAGGAUCUCCUCAUCGGUGGAAUCGAUGCAAUACGAGGGCGGUGCUGCGGAUGCCAGGGCCAAGCACCUGGGAACCAAGCCAAAGGUCAUUACCAUACAGCCCAAGGUGGGGCGGCAGGAUCAGAAGCCAGUGCCCAGGAUGCGCAGUGCACCACCACCCCCGCCACCCGUUGUCCUGACUACCGUUGAGCGAAAGCCACCGGCUCCCUCGCGACCCACAUGAUGCUACCUCUCCGACUUCCUUGCCGGAGUCAGGAUGGUCAUGUGCAAGGCGAUCGUGGGCGAUGUGCCGCCCUCGGCCACCACUCAGACGUCGUCGUCGUCCCUCCGCGGAGACGGAUCCCCAUUCGUCAUGGACCAGGGCAGCAGUUUGGGCAAUCACAGCGGUGGCUUGCUCCAGGCUUAGUUUUUAGUUUGAUUAAGCGAUAAAUAAUACGGGCCUACGAAAAUCGUUUGUUUUGCCGCAAGACUAAAGUCGAGGAUUGUAAAAAAAAGUCAUUUGUAGAUUGCUAAUAGGGUUUAAAGUGGUUAAAGUAUCCUAACAUCGACUUUAUGGUGCUUUUUAAAGACUGAUAAAAACACAUAGAACUUGAAACUUAAAGAGAAUGAAAUGUAAAGCAGAAAAUUAUGAAUAAAAGAAUUUGGACAAUGUUUACUAGUUUUUAAAGUUUAAAUUUCAAGGACUUGUUAUUCUUGGUCUUUGAAAAGCUCUAUUAAAGUCGCAUUUAAAUACUUUAACCAUAUUUUUUUCUUUACCUUCUACUUUUAAAAUUUUCUUUAAAAAAUCUGGCAUAAACCCUUUAGUCUUGCGAGCCUUUUAUCGACUUUGUAGUAAGAUGUAGCAUAUGAGCGAUUUACGAGCGAACUGAUCUUUAUUCGGGUUCCUUAGAGGCCCCUAGGGAACUAGAGCUACUCGAAUGGUGUUUAGAUCCUGACAAGCCUUACUUUAUAUAUGUGACGAAGCCUAAAUUAUCUGCUGCUUACCUCAAUAUAGGAAGAGAGACCGACCCAACAUAAUGUAAUUGGUAGAAUUUGUAAUACCAAACCUCUAGGCUCUAGUAUGAUGGUUAGGAGUCCUUUGUGAUCUUCAGUUGUAAGUUAAUUGUACAUUUAUAACCUGGGCUUGAUGGGUUCCCUUUCCCGUUCCCCUUCCCUCCAAAUAUAUUUUUGUUUUUUUGUUUAAUUAAAAAAUAGCCUACUCAAUAAGCUAAGCUGUCAUAUAAUGUAUGUCUUUGAUCGAAUUUGAUCCAUGCAUUUGACCAGUAACAUUUGUAUAUACCAAUUUUCCUGGCUAGCUGCUGAAUAUAUUUUGUAAUUCUAACGAUGAAAUGCAUUAAAAAUAAUAAAAAUUGAAGAAAG
Molecule: messenger RNA, 3815 nt
Organism: Drosophila kikkawai
Lineage: Eukaryota; Metazoa; Arthropoda; Insecta; Diptera; Drosophilidae
Source: RefSeq, a predicted model, not a curated record